UGAUGUGCUACAAAGUCUACACAAGGUCAGGUACGGAUAACGGCCUUGAAUGAAGAAGAAGCUUUCGCUUAACGAGGGUACGUAUCUAGAAGCAGUGGGUCACCGGUGACUUCAGAUGGGUUUAACUAAAAGAAUUGUGUCUCCAGCUGAUUUACGUCAGUGGACUUCUUCUAUCGCUUGUAAUGAGAUUCUUAACCUAAUAAAUAGUGUCAAUAGUAAAUUGGUCUCUCGUCCAAUCCAGGAUAAUUUGAAAUCUUCUAAGGUGUUUUGGAAGUUACUAUUAUAAAUGUAACUAUUUCAGGCCAUAAUGUUGGUAUGUGAAAUGCUUGACAAGUUACAGCAAGCAAUUAAAGAUUACCCACCUGAGGAGCAGCCGCAGAGAUUUGGAAAUAAAGCAUUUAGGCGAUGGUUUGCAUGGUUACAAGAGAAUGCCAUUGAAAUUGGUUCAACUAUUUUUCAUGAUCAUGGUACCACAGAUUUCACUGAUCCACCAAUGUUAUACACCGAAGCAGUUGACGAAGUUUCCGGUUAUUUAGUUGAAUCAUUUGGAAAUUCAACACGUAUCGAUUACGGGACUGGUCAUGAAUUGGCUUUCUUAGCGUUUUUAACUUGUCUUUUCAAACUGAACAUUCUAAAAACACAAACUGAUUCUGGUGCAUCAACUAUAAAUGAUCUCCUAGCUGUUGGGCUUGUUGUAAUGCCAAAGUAUCUUGUAUUAGUUCGUCUGUUACAAACAACAUAUCGUAUGGAGCCAGCUGGCUCUCAUGGUGUAUGGUGUUUGGAUGAUUUUCAAUUUGUACCUUUCAUUUGGGGCAGUAGUCAAUUGAUUGGCAGUCAGCACAAUCCUACCGUGAUAACAGAUCGUGAUGUUGUUGAAUUGGAGAAAGAUAAAUACCUUUUAUUUUCAUGUAUUUCUUAUAUUCAUCAUUGUAAAACUGGUCCAUUUGAAGAGCAUUCACAUACGUUGUAUGGAAUUAGUGAAGUACCGAAAUGGGAAAAAGUCAAUUCUGGUUUAAUUAAAAUGUAUAAAGGUGAAGUUUUAGAAAAAUUUCCAGUCGUUCAACAUUUUCUAUUCGGUAGUUUAUUAUCAUUUGAUAGAGUACAAAAUAGUAAACCUUUGGGUGGUAGUGGAAUAAAUAUUGGUGGAGGUUUUAGUCAACGAGGAUUUAUUCCUUCAAAUAUUGAUUCAUUUGUAAAACCAAUUUCAUCGACAAUCCAACAAUCAAAUCAACACGAGGAAAAAUCGUAGAGUUACAAAUUAAAAGUUGAUGGAUUAUACAAUAAAUAUUAUUCUACAUAUAAUGAUAAACUCGACUUUUUUUUCUCUAAUUAAGUCUUAAUCUUCUUCUUUUUUAUGGAUUGCUUAGCAAUUUUCGAUGAAUUUUAUCUUGUUCACAUAAUUGAUCAUGUAUAUAGAUGCCUUCAAUGACUAUAAUUUUCAACGUUGACUGUUUUGUUUUGUUCAUAAAUGGUUUCGUAAUACACGUUUGAAAUUGGUCAUAGACAACGUAGGAUCUAACAUGAA
Molecule: messenger RNA, 1525 nt
Organism: Schistosoma curassoni
Lineage: Eukaryota; Metazoa; Platyhelminthes; Trematoda; Strigeidida; Schistosomatidae
Source: the annotation of a GenBank genome assembly